This is a messenger RNA of Leptosia nina, 300 nucleotides long. NCBI's taxonomy places the organism in Eukaryota, Metazoa, Arthropoda, Insecta, Lepidoptera, Pieridae. The record is from the annotation of a GenBank genome assembly.
AUGAGGGCUGAUUUUAAAAAUACUGUGUCUACCGUCAUGAUUGAGGGUAUGUUAGCUCUUAGAAGUUUACAAGCUAAUAAGCAUAAUUAUAACAGUAAAGCACGUAGUAUUAACCGCAUAGAACUUAGGUGGGCGAGCAUAGUCCGCAGCCGUGUUGCAGGGGAAGCGAGCAUUAACCCUUUCUGCAGUUCAUUCGCCGUCUGGCCUCACCCCUGCAACCACCCACCCCCUGAAGCCCGCGACCAAUUUGACUGCACAUUUUCUACACUGCAGCCAAAUUACACACACCUUAAAACUUAA